GCUAUAAAGAUUGGGAAGCGGCUGGGCUUUAAUUAAACUGAAAGAAAUUUCUGUUGCGACAAGAAUUUUCAGCACGCAUAUACGAUCAUCCAACAUUUCACAACGGACGCUUCAACAUAUGCUCAAGCAUUUUCCUUGGAAAGAAAAUCGUUUUCUCCUUCAUAAUCCAAUCCUCUUCGUUGAUUCCAGCUCUUCACAUGAGUGAAACGUCUAUACCACCCAAUUGAAAAGGCGUAGUGGUGAACGGUUAUAAAGACCACUCGACAUUCAUCCUUCGUUCCUAGACUGUGGUUACAUACAUUUGUUAAAAUCAAACUUGAUUGAAAACGUUCAUGUAAAGCCAAAUCAUGAAUAAUUCAAAUUGCAACACCAAGCUACAAAACUCAAGUUCCACGGCUUUACAAGUCAAAGAUCCACUUUAUUCUGCUAUUAUCGUUAAUAUCGUCUUCAACAGUUGUCUCUGUUAUACCACGAUUAUGCUGAACAUUGUCACCAUCUACGCUCUAAGGAGAACGUCUUCACUUCCAAAGCCUUUCAAAACAUUGCUUCUAAGUCUUGCAGCUUCUGAUCUUGGUGUUGGUUUACUGGGUCAACCUUUACGUCUCGCCUAUCUGGAUGUGAAAUUACAAUGCAGCCUUUCUAAUCGGCCCAUUCUUGUUGCAUCUACUCGUGUUAUUUUGAACAUUUUUUAUUUAUCUUCCUUUUGUAGUGUUAUGGCUUUAAGUGUGGAUAGAUUCUUUGCCAUUCAAAAGCCUCUACGAUACCAGGAUUUGGUAACUCACAGGCGAGUUGCUAUUGCUGUCAUUGGAAUAUGGUCUGUCAGUGCACUGUUAGGGCUGUCCUUUGUGUUCGUUCUUCCAGGCAAAAUCACUAUUGUGAUCAUUCUCAUCAUAGAAUCCGUCUGUUUUAUUGCAACGACUUGGUCUUCCUAUAAGAUAUACAUAACUGCGAGACAACACAACAUACAAAUUCAAUCCCAAACACGACGAAAUAGCGGCAUGCUAAAUAUUGUGAGUCUCAGAAAAUCUGCCCAAAGUACUCUUUUCAUCUACGUGGCAUUUUGGGUUUGUUAUCUGCCCCACUUUAUUUUGACUGGUCGUCUCAUACACGCAGGGCGAACUAUGACUUUAAGCACGUUGAAUCAUUUCUUCGGAACCCUUGUACUCCUUAACUCCUGCCUCAAUCCCGUCAUUUACUGUUGGAGGAUAAGAAAUAUUCGACACGCUAUAAUAGAAACUCUUCGAAACAUAAGGAGGGGGAAGUAAUUGUGCAGCCGUAGAUAAAUACUUUGUUAAAAUAUAUGAAGGGGCUCUAAGAUGUUUUUAAUUUCUGAUUAUUUUCCAGAAGAACGAAAGACAUUUAAGAAGAAAACGCCUUUGAAAAAUUGAGAAGAGACCGAGACGAAAGUCAGUGUGCUUGAGUUUCAGGCCAGCUGUAAACAUCAUUCAGCUGAUAUCGUUUGAGCCACUCGGCAAAGCAUUCAAAGUGCAAACAUUUUUAAUUGCAACGCUUUUACUCAUGACAAGUUUCUCGAUUUCUUAAGUACCAGGCACUAUCAGUGACAAUAUUUUACUUUUUCGUCCUGCUCUUUAAAAGCGUUUGUAAGUUGUAAUUAUGCUAAAGCCAGGCAGG
This is a messenger RNA of Orbicella faveolata, 1632 nucleotides long. Its product is annotated as melanocortin receptor 5-like. Gene Ontology annotation, molecular function: G protein-coupled receptor activity. Gene Ontology annotation, biological process: G protein-coupled receptor signaling pathway. Gene Ontology annotation, cellular component: membrane. The record is from RefSeq and is a predicted model, not a curated record. Lineage: Eukaryota; Metazoa; Cnidaria; Anthozoa; Scleractinia; Merulinidae.